Molecule: messenger RNA, 633 nt
Organism: Nelumbo nucifera (sacred lotus)
Lineage: Eukaryota; Viridiplantae; Streptophyta; Magnoliopsida; Proteales; Nelumbonaceae
Source: RefSeq, a predicted model, not a curated record
AUGGAUACCUCUCUCUUCAUUUACAACUAUAAUGGCAUUAUCAUGUAUGUAUUGGUUUAUGUAAAUGACAUUCUUGUCAUGGGGAAUGAUACAUCUGCUAUCACAACUCUCAUUGAGGAGCUUUCCCACCAUUUUGCACUCAAGGACCUUGGCUCAAUCCAUUAUUUCUUAGGUGUGGAGGCCCAUGAUAGUGAUGCUGGUCUUCAUUUGUGCCAAAGAAAAUACAUUGCUGACUUACUUCGCCGCGCUCAUAUGAAUGGCUCGAAGCCCAUCUCCACACCAUUUUGCAUGUCCACCUCUGCAUCUAAGCAUUAUCUUCCUGAUGCUACAGAAUACCGCAGCAUAGUAAGAGCAUUGCAAUAUCUUCUCAUCACGCGACCUAAUAUCACCUUUGUUGUUAAUCGUCUGUGUCAACACAUAUAUCUCCCAACGGAGGCGGAUUGGUCUGCUGUUAAGAAAGUACUCCGUUACACGAAACACACCAUAGAUUAUGGGCUCAUCAUCAAGCCAUCGUCUACUUAUCUUCUACAAGCAUACUCUGACUCCGAUUGGGCAAGGUUCCCUGAGGAUCGGAAAUCAACCACUGGUGAUUUCCUCGGAGAUAACCUUAUUUCUUGGUGCUCCAAGAAAUAA